Messenger RNA from Emiliania huxleyi CCMP1516, 2137 nucleotides. RefSeq lists its product as hypothetical. NCBI's taxonomy places the organism in Eukaryota, Haptophyta, Isochrysidales, Noelaerhabdaceae. The record is from RefSeq and is a predicted model, not a curated record. Gene Ontology annotation, biological process: protein refolding; cellular response to unfolded protein. The coding region runs from base 45 to 2006 and encodes 653 amino acids. Gene Ontology annotation, molecular function: ATP hydrolysis activity; ATP binding; misfolded protein binding. Gene Ontology annotation, cellular component: cytoplasm. The transcript has a single exon.
CGCCAACGCCCCGCUCGCGCAUUUCGACCUCCGCACGUUCUACAAUGGGCAAGGACAGCAAGGUUGAGGGACCCGCCAUCGGCAUUGAUCUUGGCACCACCUACUCGUGCGUCGGCAUCUGGCAGAACGACCGCGUCGAGAUCAUCGCGAACGACCAGGGCAACCGGACCACGCCCUCGUUCGUCGCCUUCACCGACUCGGAGCGCAUGAUCGGCGACGCGGCCAAGAACCAGGCGGCGAUGAACCCGCGCAACACCGUCUUCGACGCCAAGCGCCUGAUCGGCCGCCGCUUUUCCGACUCCGCCACCCAGUCCGACCUCAAGCACUUCCCCUUCAAGGUGAUCGCGAAGGACGGCGACCGGCCGUGCAUCCAGGUCGACUACAAGGGCGAGAUAAAGGACUUCUUUCCGGAGGAGAUCUCGUCGAUGGUGCUCGUCAAGAUGAAGGAGGUGGCCGAGUCCUUCCUCGGCUCCGAAAUCAAGAAUGCCGUCGUCACCGUCCCCGCCUACUUCAACGACUCGCAGCGCGCCUCCACCAAGGACGCAGGGUCCAUCGCGGGCCUCAACGUGCUCCGCAUCAUCAACGAGCCGACCGCGGCGGCCAUCGCGUACGGCCUCGACAAGCAGUCAUCGUCGGAGCGCAACGUCCUCAUCUUCGACCUCGGCGGCGGCACCUUCGACGUCUCCCUCCUCACCAUUGAGGAGGGCAUCUUUGAGGUCAAGGCGACCGCGGGCGACACCCACCUGGGCGGCGAGGACUUUGACAACCGCAUGGUGAACCACUUCGUCCAGGAGUUCAAGCGCAAGAACAAGAAGGACCUCACCGGCAACCCGCGCUCCAUGCGCCGCCUCCGCACCGCCUGCGAGCGCGCCAAGCGCACGCUCUCGUCAUCGACGCAGACCUCCAUCGAGAUCGACUCGCUCUUCGAGGGCAUCGACUUCUUCUCGUCCAUCACGCGCGCGCGCUUCGAGGAGCUUUGCAUGGACCUCUUCCGCUCCACCAUGGAGCCCGUCGAAAAGUGCCUCCGCGACUCGAAGAUGUCCAAGGGCCAGGUGCACGACGUCGUCCUGGUGGGCGGCUCGACUCGCAUCCCCAAGGUCGUCUCGCUCCUCACCGACUUCUUCAACGGCAAGGAGCCGUCCAAGUCGAUCAACCCCGACGAGGCGGUCGCGUACGGCGCCGCCGUGCAGGCUGCCAUCCUCUCUGGCACUGGCUCGGCAAAGACGGAGGACCUGCUGCUGCUUGACGUGACGCCGCUCUCGCUCGGCCUCGAGACGGCGGGCGAGGUGAUGACGGUGCUCAUCCCGCGCAACACGACCGUGCCGACGAAGAAGUCGCAGACCUUCUCCACCUACUCGGACAACCAGCCCGCCGUCACCAUCCAGGUUUUCGAGGGCGAGCGCUCGCGCACCAAGGACAACAACAAGCUGGGCGAGUUCAACCUGUCGGGCAUCCCGCCGAUGCCGCGCGGCGUGCCGCAGAUCGACGUGACCUUCGACAUUGACGCGAACGGCAUGCUGAACGUGUCGGCGCUCGAGAAGUCGACCGGCAAGGAGAACAAGAUCACCAUCACCAACGACAAGUCGCGCCUCUCCAAGGAGGACGUCGAGAAGAUGACGGCCGACGCGGAGAAGUACGCAAAGGAGGACGAGGAGUUCAAGGAGAAGGUGGAGGCGAAGAACGGGCUCGAGAACUACUGCUACUCGAUGAAGAACACGCUCGAGGACGACAAGGUCAAGGACAAGAUCUCGGAGGAUGACAAGAAGAAGGGCCUCGACGCCGUCGAGGAGGCGCUCAAGUGGCUCGAGGGCAACCAGCUCGCCGAGAAGGAGGAGUUCUCGCACAAGCAGAAGGAGGUCGAGGGCAUCUGCUCGCCCAUCAUGCAGGCGAUGUACUCGCAGGGCGCGGGCGGCGGCAUGGGUGGCAUGCCCGGCGGCAUGCCCGGUGGCAUGCCAGGCGGCGCGCCGCCUGGCGCUGGCGGCCCCAACAUCGAGGAGGUGGAUUAGUUAGAAUCAGCAGCAGCUUUGCGCGCAGGCCGGGGCGCUCAAAAUUUUGGUAGGCUUGAGGAGAGAGAGGGGUUGAGUGUGCCGACUGUUUAAGCAGCUACGAACUUCGUGAAAAAGUUUGCACACGCGUU